AUGGCCUCUACUGUAACGACCUACAAUGCUUUUGCCUCGGACCGUGCCAUUGGCAAUCCCGCCGGAGUCAUCAUUCUCCCCGGGCCAAGCAAUGCUUUCCAGUACGAUCCGAACGCAGAGUUCCCAUAUGAGAUAUUCCCUCCAGCUUCAAAUCUCCAAGAGAUUGCCACCAAGUUAAACUAUCCCAUGAUAGCUUUCGCAGUCCCUCUCAGCCCAUCCAAUGACGAUGCUCCUCACUUCGCCGUCCGUUGGUUCAACCCUCUCCAUGAAGCACCACUCUGCGGCCAUGCAACUCUUGCCUUGUCUCAACAUCUGUUCAGCACUUUGCCAAAUGUACCUCAGACACUGAGAUAUCUAACGAGGCUUCAUGGUAUCGUCUCUGCGUCGCUAUACCAGAGUCCAUUCGAAGAUGCUAACCUUGUGGGCAUUGAGUUUCCGGAACUCCUUGACCUUCCUGCCGUGAGACAGAAGGAUAAUAGGUGGGGAGAGCUGAGGAAAUUGUUUGAGCAAUCGACUGGUUCGCAGUGGGAAGGCCGUAGCGAGCCUGUUGGUUUGUUUGAAGCAGAUCAGUAUCUUCUUUUGGAAUACAGCCCUGAACUUGAUCUGAGGGGUCUGGUCAUUGACCCAACGAAAUUGGCUUCCCUCAACAAAUUCAUCUACAUCUUCCAAAUCUCAACGGCCUCGACAGAGCACAUUCAUACCCGUGUGAUCAAUGCGAUUGGAAAUCACAUUGCGGAAGAUAUCGCGACGGGUUCCGCUCACCGAGCUAUUAUUCCACAUGCUUUGUCGAACGCCGAGACUACCGCACGACUUAAGCAGUAUCACCGUCACUUGACUGGAGACACAUUAAAAUGCUUGCAGCAGUCUAGGGAGGGUGGUGAGUUGACUGUCGAGUGGGUUCGCGAUGCAAAGGUUGUGAGGAUUAUGGGCAAAGCGGUGCAAGUCGGUGAGGACAAUUUGGAGGUUUAA
Messenger RNA from Fusarium poae, 969 nucleotides. RefSeq lists its product as uncharacterized. The record is from RefSeq and is a predicted model, not a curated record. The coding region runs from base 1 to 969 and encodes 322 amino acids. Gene Ontology annotation, molecular function: isomerase activity. NCBI's taxonomy places the organism in Eukaryota, Fungi, Ascomycota, Sordariomycetes, Hypocreales, Nectriaceae. Gene Ontology annotation, biological process: biosynthetic process. The transcript has 3 exons. Gene Ontology annotation, cellular component: cytoplasm.